AUGUCUGAUAAACUCGAUCGUAGCCUUGACGAGCUUCUAGAGGAAAAGCGGUCUGCUAACCCUGAGCUUGGGCAGCCCUCGAAUAGAAACAGACGGACCGGCGGCGGUAACAGGCCAGGUCGAAGACAAGAUCGAGACCGUCAGGAUUCGUAUCCUCGCGACGGCGUUAGAAAGUCAUAUAAUCGCGACGAGCCUAGGAAUAUCGAUAGCGAAUGGGUUCAUGACAAGUUUGAAGAACAAGACUAUCGUCACGCACCCGCUCCUCGCCGCCGACGCGAACCGGCGAAUACCGCAUCAAGCGAUUCACAAGGUGGUGCAAAGCUCCGUGUUGAGAACAUCCACUAUGACCUAAGUGAAGGCGAGCUCGAGGAUCUCUUUAGCAAGAUAGGGCCAGUCGCUAGGUUUAAUCUUUGCUACGAUCGAGCAGGGCGUUCGGAAGGUGUCGCGUUCGUCACGUAUCAAUACCGAGAUGAUGCUGUCACAGCGAUCCGAGAAUACGAUGGCGCGAAUGCUAAUGGUCAACCGAUCCGUCUGACACUGUUACCAAGCGAUGCCGGCCGGAGUAGGCGCAACCCUUUCGAUACCGCCGUGAUGCCUAGUCGUCCUCUUGCCGAAAGAAUCACUGCGCCGGGAGACCGAGAUCGGUCCCUUUCUCCAAUUCGUCGUCUCGAGGAGGAAGCGGCGAGGAAAGGCAUCGACAGAUACGUUCCCGGGGGAAGCGGUAGCCGUUCCAGGAGUCCUAUGCGCCCGCGACGAGGUGGUGGCCGUAGACCCGGAGCACGACGUGAUGCCCCCCGAGACCAAGAUACCCGUGGCGGCCAGAGAUCGGGUGGUCGUCCUAGGAAAACCCAGGAGGAGCUAGAUGCCGAGAUGGACGAUUACUUCAACGCUGGGCAAGCUGCUCAGUCAUCCGCGGCAACUGCUCAUUCUGAACAUAUUGAUGAUAUCGACAUGAUUGAGUGA
Messenger RNA from Scedosporium apiospermum, 963 nucleotides. RefSeq lists its product as uncharacterized. The transcript has 8 exons. The record is from RefSeq and is a predicted model, not a curated record. Gene Ontology annotation, biological process: mRNA export from nucleus. Gene Ontology annotation, molecular function: mRNA binding. Bases 1 to 963 code for a protein of 320 amino acids. Gene Ontology annotation, cellular component: nucleus. NCBI's taxonomy places the organism in Eukaryota, Fungi, Ascomycota, Sordariomycetes, Microascales, Microascaceae.